Oryzias latipes (Japanese medaka) is the source of this 7229-nucleotide messenger RNA. Its product is annotated as scavenger receptor cysteine-rich type 1 protein M130. NCBI's taxonomy places the organism in Eukaryota, Metazoa, Chordata, Actinopteri, Beloniformes, Adrianichthyidae. Gene Ontology annotation, cellular component: plasma membrane. The record is from RefSeq and is a predicted model, not a curated record. Gene Ontology annotation, molecular function: serine-type endopeptidase activity. Gene Ontology annotation, biological process: zymogen activation.
UAUUGUUGGUAAAUAGUAAACUAAAGCGUCACAGCUAUGGUGGGUGGGACAUCUCAGUUAUAGAUGACUGUAGAUCAGUGAUCUGUCGGAGUCUUCGGCUGUGAGCUGAAAUGAAGAUGUGGUUCCUCCUCCUGCUCAUCUACUCCUCCACUCACAUGGUGCAUGUAAGAACUCAAGCCAAAGGUAAAGUUAUUCUGCGCGGUGGAGAGAACCCGUGCGAGGGUCAUGUUGAAAUCUACUACAACAACACAGCGGGGCAUGUGGGAGACAAACACUGGGACGACAACACGGAGAAGGUGGUCUGCAGGACCACUCAGUGUGGGGUACCGGUGCCCGGCGCGACCAAAAAUGUCCAGAGGCUGGAGAACAGAACGGUGUGGCUGAAUGAACUGCAGUGCAGCGGGAACGAGGACAGUCUGUGGGACUGUCCAGGGUAUCCGGCUCCAGGCGUCAGCGUCUACCAAAAGCCCACGGUGAAGAUGAUCAAAUGUUCAGAACAAGUGGAGAUAAACCUGGUUCCAUCCUUAUGCCAGGGAGCAGCCCACUUCUAUAAAGUCAACUCAGGAAGGACUCUGUCUGGAUACUUCUGCAAAGACAACUGGGGGGACAAAGACAGAAAAAUGGCCGAGCAGCUUUGCAAGAGUCUGGGAUGUGGAGGUGUCAAAGAGAUUCCCAAACUAGAUGAGAUGAUGAAAGAAGAUUUUAGGGAGUCGGAGAAGAUGGCGGUGGACUGUGCAGACAUUGAUCCGGUGUCCAACCUGUGGCAGUGCGUUAGGAAAAACCUCAAAUGCAGAGACCCUGUGGUUGUCACAUGUGAAGGGCACGAGACGCUGCAGCUCAAAGGUGACGGGACAAACGCCUGUUCAGGACAGCUGCUGGCUAAAGAAAACGGUGAAUGGAAACCAGUGAAAGAGAACAGGAGCAUCGCUAAACACGUCUGCAAGGUGGUGCGCUGUGGAGCCAUCGAGAACCACACAUACGUUGAUCACAAUCUACACCUGACAUGCACAGACACAGUGAAAGUUGUUUUGCUGGACAACAACAGAGAAAGCAAAUGUUUUGGUUUGGUUCAUGUAAGUGUGAACGGUGUGAACAAACCUGUGUGCGCCAAAAAGUGGACUCAACAGAAUUCUGAAACGGUGUGCAAAGAACUGAACUGUGGAAAAUCAAUGAGCUGGUCGUUUUACAAAGACGGUUUAGGAUCUGGGAUAAUGGACUCUGUGAGGUGCACAAGCCAAGAUUCCUCUUUAUGGCACUGCAAGGCCAAACAUGGCAUGAACCUUUUCUGUCCAGAAGUUCCCAAUGUCAUUUGUUCAGGAAGUGUUAAGUUUAGGCUGGCGGACGGUCCUGGAAAAUGUGCUGGUAGGCUGGAGGUCCUGCAUGGAGGCGAGUGGAAAAGGGUCGCUAAAAGCAAAUGGAAUGAGAAAUAUUCAGACAACAUCUGUCAGCGCCUCAACUGUGGAAAGACAACCGGAGAAAACCAUCCUGAAAGGUUUUUCCAGGGUUCUGGGAACUUUGUUUCCAUAGCGUGUGACCAAAACCAGCCUGAUAUUUCUGAAUGUGUUAAAUCUGAGCAAAACACACGAAAUGAAGAAGCUGUGGGAAUAACCUGUGAGAAUCAUGAAGUGGUUUUUCUGAAGGGAUCUGAAUCCUGUUCUGGAGCAGUGGGAAUCAGACAGAACAACAACACCUUCUGGCUCUCCGGGUCCAAUGAGACCUGGAACUCUGAGGCUGCAGAAACGCUGUGUCAGCAGAUGCACUGUGGCCGCCUCACCAAGUUCUCCUCCAGCUCUUCUACUGGUGACAUUUCUAAUAUGACCUUCAGAGCUUACCGCUGCUCUGGAAAGCAAAGGUCUCUCUUUGACUGUGACAAAGUGGAACUUCCUGACCACAAUGACACCAUUGCUCAGGUGGAAUGCUCAGGAAAAAUCAAUGUAAGCCUGAGUGAAGGCUGCUGGGGAAAAGUCCGUAUUUUUGCAGAAGGAAAGUUUGAAUAUGUCUGUGCAGACUCCUGGACUGAGGAAAUGUCUAAAACUCUGUGUCAAGAAACGAGCUGUGGGGAAACUAUCCUAAAAGUUCGCAAACCACCCCCAAGGGCAGUUGUUACGUUCAAAAGUCUGCACACCGUCGGCAAUAAUUCUAGCCUAAGGGAAAGCACCUUUGUUAAAACGGAAGACAUAGAAAGAUGUAUUCCAGCUUAUGUUGUCUGUGAAGGCAGCGCUGAACUCAGAUUCCCCGCUUCCAAGGAUGAAUGUAGGGGAACGGUUGAGAUGGUCUACGAAGGCGACUCACUUUCAGUAAGCAGGAAAGUUCUUACAGAACAUUCCAACGCCAUUUGCAGAAAGCUGAGAUGUGGUCAUGCUCAACAUGUUGCUGCAUAUUUUGGAUCCCAAGACGUUGUUGAGAUCAUUACAGAGCUGAAGUGUUCUGGAGAUGAUUCAAAGGCUACAUUAGAAACUUGUAGCAUCACUGCUGGAAAAAGCAGUGAUCUUGGAUUCCUGCAAUGUUCAGACUGGAGGGAGAUGGUUCUGGAAGAAGAUGGCUGUAAGGGAGAAGUGGCUGUUUACUCUGAAGUAGGAAGGAUGCUCGUCUCCAGCGAAGGCUGGACGGAGACAGAGGGGAAUCAACUUUGUACGGAUCUCCAGUGCGGUCCAUUGAAGACUAAAAGAGAAGUUUCAGGUGCCGAUUCUUUCUGGAACAAAACCUUUAAAUGUCCAAAUGAUGGAAAGGCUGAAAGUAUCUGGGACUGUGAGACAGAAACUCCUCCUUCACUGCAGAGGAAGAAACUCUUCAUUGAAUGUCAAGAUCGGUCAAAGGUCAGCUUGUCAGGAUACUGUUCUGGACAAGUCAGGAUCAACUCUUCUCCAGUGUGCAACAAAAACUGGGACAUCGACUAUUCAAACAGGGUCUGUCAAGAACUGAACUGUGGCAAUGCCUUUGACCAUUCUGAUUUGCCUGGUGCAAAAUCUAGGCUUUACGUCAGCUGUGACCAACACCACCACGUUCUUGGUCAGUGCCACAGGGAUGAGGGAAAAUGCCAAAGCUCAGUGUCCGUCUCCUGUUACAAAAAUAUUACGUUUCAGACGACUGAGAAAUGUGGAGGUCAGGUUCAAGUCAAUUAUGGUAGAAACUGGAAAAAUGUUUGUGUUGACAAAGACACAUUGAAAAACAGCAAGCUACUGAAUAGUCUGUGUAAAGAGAUGAACUGUGAAUAUAACACAAACGCAAGACUUGAAAAGAUCAAUGAAGGAAUAUAUUUGGAGUGCCCAACAGAUUAUAAGGAUAUAAAGUACUGUGUGAAAGCACAGCCCUGUGGAGGACAGACACAUGGACUCAUCAUCAAGUGUGCAGGUUUUGAAAACACAGAACCAGAGGUGGAAAAAUCCAAUAUCACAGUGCCUCUUAUUGUGGGUAUUGGGACGUCUCUGCUCGUGUUGAUACUGAUCCCUGUCCUUGUUCGCUUCUGGAUGGUUUGGAGAGCUCGGAAAAAGGUGUUGACUAAAAUGCUGCCGGACAGAGAAGCAGAUCAGGACAGUGAAUCCUACGAUGAGAUUGGCCAACCAGAAGAAAAGGCCUUUAAAUGUGAAAGCGUCUUUGCAGAAGCUGCAGUCAUAAAGGAGAGGGACGUACAGAGCUCUUCCUCUCUGGAGUACGAUGAUGUGGAUAAAGCGCCUGAGGCUCAGCCGUUGACCCCCCAGGGCUCAAAAGGAAACCAAAAAGUCGCAGACCAAAGUGAUGAUGGAGAAAUGUGUGAAGUGGAUGACCUGCACCCUACUGAAGAUGGCCCUGCUAACAUGCAGACCACAGUCGAGGUCCACAAUGAGCCCAAAGCCACAGCUGAAAACAGCACUGGCCCACCUGAGGAUGAAGAUUACCUUGUUCCUGAUCAGGAUGGGUGAGACACCAAAUGACUUGAACAAAAUGGGGUUUCACUAUAGUCAGAUGAUAUUAUUAAUGCCACUAACUCCUGUGGUGUGGAGACCAAAAGACUUUGUUCAAGUCUCUUUGACAGCUGUGCCAGAGCCGCUUUAGUCAAUUUGUGUUUCUGUUUGUUACAGUGUACAAAAACCUGCACUUAGGUGGAAUAUUAUAAACUGAUUAAAACAUGUUUCAUUUGAUGACUUUAAAAAAAAUAUUUUGUUUUGAUUUUUGUUAUGUUUUUACCCUGCAAAAGUUAGGAACUUCAUAAUACAUAUGUUUCAAUACUAAGAGUUAUUGUUAGUAGGAACCAUUUGAAACUGUUAAAGACUCACUCCAUUGAGGAUUUUUGGUGUUUUUAACAAGUUCUUUUACCAUUCCUUUAAUUACGGACGACAUAUAUAAAGAAAAUUAAGAAUAGCAAUUUUAGGUAUUUGGCCAAAUCCAAAUUCUUCCCCUACCUCUACAUUUAGCCCUCCAAACAGAGGGCUAUGGAAAAAUAAAAAUCUUCUAAUCCGGACAUUUCUCCCACUCAAUGACAUCGUCAAUAGUCGGCGGUUCAGAAAAUACAAAACAACAUCAAAAAGUCAUGACUUACAUUUACACGUAAAGUUUUGAUUUGAUUUGAAAUGGUUUAUUUCAAGCAAUUAAGCAGAAAUAAUACACAACAGCAAUAUAAACAUCAGUUAUACAUUCAUACAGUAACUAAUCAAACUUAGGAUAAUUAGACAUAUUAAUAAAUAUUGCUUGAAAGGGAGUUCUGUGCUUCGGAGCACAUGCAUGAAGAAAUGAAAGCAGGACACAGUUCACCCUUGUGGCGGAGGGAUACUGAGCCUUCUGCUGCUUAGGUUUCCCCUUCAAAAGACUAUUUCGGAAAACCCUACCCCUCCAAUCAUUGCCAAAUUAGAUUGGUAGGGGACAAGCCAAAGGGGUAGGGGAAGAAUUCGGGUUCAGCCUUUCAUUUGUCAAAUCGUGGUGAAUCAGGAGCAAAUUCAUAGAUCCUUGUAUGUCCCUUUUUUCCAUCAUCCUCGCUAACAUUUGGGUUUAAUGUACAGCUGGAUAGGUACAAUAUUGCUCAUAGAAAAAAGUAUACAACAGCAUGAUGGGAAAUGAGCACAGGCCUACUCCACGGCAUGUCCUAGAAACCCAGACAGGUUUUUGAUUUUGCAUAAAAUACUGCAUAAUCAUAAUUAAAAGACCACUAGGAACGCUUUGAAAAUAGAUCAAAAGAAUAAAGUACGUAUUUCCUAAAUAAAAGAGAAGAGUUGUUGAUUAAACUCGCAGCACUUCACUGUAGAGAAGUGCUAACGAAAUCAAUGUAAAUCCGCUGAUUCUGGCGCGAAGAACAGCGAUGUUGCAAAGCCAACAUGAAAAGCUGCUUUUCCCAACAUCAUAACCACCUGAUUCAGGGCAAUCUCGUAAACCUUUGAGGAUUUACAGCAUAUCAAAGAGUGUGUGUUAUUGGCUUUGUGCUGCAAUGAAACACCUACACAUUGUGUGAACUGUACUUUACAAACCUAAAGUGUUGCACAAGUGCAAACGCGAUGCGAAAAGCCGCUUUUCUCCCCGAAUUCCGAGGGUUUCUCGGAAUAUCAAAGAGCGUGCCUUUUUUAGCUGUCGCCGGUGACAGCUCCGGGGUUAAAGGGUAAAUGAAGUCGGGGACAGGAGAGCUGAAAAAAAAGUGUUUGAUUUGUUACCAGCAAAAUAAAAUAAAAUCAAGGCAUUUGUAUAGUGAGCUACUUAGUCGACUCAAUUGACUCCCCACCUUUUGAGCAUGACCCAUCACCAUUUCUCAUUUGUAAAAUGUUAUGUUAAAGUUUUUACUGUUUUGUUAUAGGCACUUAGUCUCUGAAGAUAUAUGUAUUCUUUUUAUAAUUGAAGCUCUGUUUUAAAGCUGUGUGUGGGGUUAACAAGGGUGAAGACAAAGGGGUGGUUGGCUUUCAUUUACAUUUUUGUGGCUACCUUUUGUUUUUCUUUUUAAAUGUAAAUCACUUUAAACUGUUCAAAGCAAGUUUUUUUAAUUCAAAUAAAGUUUGAUUUGAUCUGAAUAAAUAAUUGGAAAAUGUUGUACAAAAUGAGAAACACCGUAGAUGGUUAAAGCUACGUGUAUGUAUAUAUAUAUAAAUCCAAAACUUUGAUGUUAUUUUCUUAAAGCAAUGUCUGAGGACCGUCUGCUUGAUUAAUUUGGAAGUGGCUCAGAUGUUGAGUAUCAAACUGUAUGUUAUAAAUGUCACUUAUAGUUUGAUACACAGCACAAUGAGCCAUUUUCUACAAGGCCCCAUAUUUUCAGUUGCUUAUAGUUUUAACUGAACAAAUAUAGCAUUGAUAUUUACCCUGUUUCAGACUAUAUAUCUUAAUAUAGAAAACCCUUUAAACUCCUUAAUGAAGACAUUGACACUUGCCCUUCUGCCAGAUCUUUUGCUUUAUGUCACCAUGAACUGAGGCAUCCAAAGACCGACUGACCGACCAGCGAGAGCCUCUCAUGUUUAGCACAGAGUUGACUUCUGAGAUCACAGAGCCGAUGAUACACUCAGCGGGACUAAUUUGUCGCCGAUGGCCCUGGUGUGAUAUGUAAACAUCAGAGCCCCACUCCCAGAAGGUUUCCUGAUGGAGGAUUAACUGCUGCGAGGUUGGAACACAAAUAGACAGAGCUAAGACACCCUGAUGUGGAAGUUUUCUGUCAAUCUCAGGUGUCAUCAAAAGAGGAUGAAAUAGAGUCCAAAGGAACUUGGGGGGGGCUUUAGCACGCCAAUGUUGACCUAAAUGUUUAGGAUAGACCAGGAGAACCCUGACAUUUACUCUCAAUGGUUUAAACAGACACUGAAACUCUGUUAAGACCAACUUUUCUGUGUUUUAUUUGUAUAUAUGAACUCUUCUUCAACCAAAACUGAUGGAAAAUAUGUCAAAAUUCUAUCUAAAGAAUGAAAACAUUUAUAACAAAAACAGCCAUAAGCUACUGUUACUUUUGCUAGUUCAGUGAUGUGACUUUAAUACAGCGUUGUUAAACAUAUUCAAGUGGAAUGUACCUUUUUUUUUUACCAUGAGGUGCACCGAAUUUUUUUUUUUUUUUAAUAAACCCUUUCUAUGGUUUCUACGGUUUAAUAUGUUGCUACGUAUAUAUGAGGUCUGGUUGCUCUGUACCACUUGAUGGAUUGUUGGAGCAUUAUGGGCAAUGUAGUUAGGAGCCUGGUGCGGUGAUGCAUACUGUGCUUCAACAUAUUGAGCUGAAAAAGUGAAUGUUUGUUUUGUAUUUUGUGUGUUAAAACCAAUCAAUGCUGAGAGUUAUAGUCAAUAAAGUUUGAUUGAUCAGU